CGGCAGACGACAAAGUUUGCCUGCUGCGUGCGGGCCGCGGGGUCUCGUAGUAUUCGCGAUGGCUCAUCUUGUGAGCCGUGAUAGCACAUUGUGACGAGUUCAUGUGGUUCCCUUCUGGCAUCGGCUGCUUCGUGUACAUCGCCAGUGUUGACUCGUGAAGGCUCUCCCGGAGGGGGGUGGGGGGGGAAGAAGGAACACUGCUUUUCUCACCAGGAUGGAUUCAUGCUUCGGCGCGCGUAGCCUGUUCGGAGGACACUCGAGCACGGACACGCUGUUCAGCAGCACUCAGCUCGAAGUCAUUCAGGACCUGGACCUCUACUUUAUUCGCCAGAUAGCGCACAGCCUCGGGGAGUAUGACCUUGAGCAGAAGAUCGACCUGGAGAUUAAGAUGCGCGAGGGCACAACCAAGCUGCUUGCCGUGUGUCAACACCGGCCUCAGAGCCUCGAAGCGGCCAAGUCGCUGCUCACCUCGAACGAGCGCAUGGCCGCCUACGUUGCCGAGCUGCAACGCCGCAAGACAGCCGAACGGCCCAAGCAGUCCAUUGGCGGAUUCCCUCUGGAGUUGUCACGUUCCCGUGUGGCAGUGUCAGAGAUCCGAAUGCCACUGAUCUGGAAGGACACAGACCACUUCAAGAACAAAGGUGACUACCGCCGGUUUGCUGUUUUCUGCCUGCUCAAGAUUGGCACCGAGAUAUAUGACACGGCUAUGGUCAGCAAUGUGGACCGUAGCAUGACCGACGUCUCCUUUGAUGACACCAUUGUUUUUAAUAACAUUCCACCUGACUUUGAGUUCAAGCUGGAAGUGUACAGCCAUAUUCUACAAGACGACCUCAGCAUGGCCAGCACACCUCGAAAGAUAAAAACCAAGAUCACGAAUUCCGUUAGCCGAGCCAUAGGACGCAAGUUGGCUGCAUCACUGAAAGAGGAGCUGAACUCCUUCGAAAUAGGGCCAAAGUUUGAGCUUGAGGCUCAUGCUACGCUGCGACUGAGUGAUGCCGAUGACAAGGCACACACCUAUGACCUCACCAUGGAGAGCCUGGAGAAUCCGCAGCUUCAACUACCUCUCUUUGGGCACUUCUGUUGCAAGCUGGCUGUUGUCCCAGACUGCACCCAUGAAGAGCAGCUCUCAGGGUAUCUUGGUGUUGUGCAGCUGGCCAAUGGUGUAAGUGGCCGUCGACGCCUUUGGUGUGUCCUCAAGAACUUCCAGCUUUGCCUCUGGACUAGUCCAGAAGACGCUAGGCAUCUACCUCCUGUUCUGAGCAUCCCAAUCAACAUGGACACGCAUCUACGAACAGAUAACUGCUCUUCAAAGUACAUGCAUGCCAUCCGCAUAAUCAGUGCCAUUGCUGACAAGGUGCAAGAACAUCUCAUCGUUGCUGAUGGUGAGCAGGACUUCACAAAGUGGUUGCUUCACUUACGGCAGCACAUAAAGGAUCAUGAGCUCUGGGGAAAUCUUGCAUCAAAGCGCAUGGAAAUUCCUUCUCCAGGACCUCGGAGAGCGCCAAUGUUUCUUCACGCUCGACAGACGUCUCUCUAUGAUGAAACAUCCUUAAAAGAAUCUCCGCAAGGUUUGGCUGGCUCUGCAGUGCAAGACAAUGCCCAGCGCAUCUCGCCAACUUCAGUCCGGUCAAGAAGUUCAAGUACCUCAUCAGCUUCUAGUUCAGUCAGUGGCAGCCGCAACUUUCCACUCUUGCCAGCAAGGAAAGCAUUUGGUUAUUUCUGAAGAGAUCAGUGAUGUCCCAACAAUAUCAAACUGGUUAAAAACAGAGCCUAAAGUUACGUUUUGUUAACGAACUGGGACAAGUCCUCAUUCAGCUUGGCAUUGCUGUUUGGAAUGUGUACUUCUUUAGCAUCUCCUAGCCCACUGUGACUUUUAUGUUUAAGUCAGCCUGAGUUUUACUUCAACACCACAGUAAUCUCGCCUUCUAGUCGCAGUGCCGGCUCAACUGUUUUGUGUCAUUUGUGCUGCUAUUUCACUGGUGCUGCUAGUUUUGAUGCCUGUGAAGCACCUGGUGUGCAUUGGCUUAUGCUGUCAACAUUGAAAAUCUUUUGUUCUCCUCCUGUUUGCGGGUGAAUGGUGUGUGAAAAACAAAACAAGAUUCAGCAGCUUUGUGAAUUAAAGCAAGUAACUUAAUGGCAUCUGCCAUUACUAUGACUUGAAGAUUGAAUGUGUACUAUAACAUUUAUUACUGCGAUUGCUUAGCAUGAAGCUAUUUAAUGCAGUGUGGCUUUUCUUGUGUGCUUUUGAUCAUUGCAAGUGUGGGCACAUAUACGUAUGAGUGUGCGAAUGCCUUUUUAGUGACUGUAUCAGCAACACUAUCAUUGUAAUUAUAGCUUUUAUGUCCGUCUUGGUUGAUUCUUUUUGCAUUGCCUUCAUCUUUGUUUUUAUUAUUUUUUGACUGACAUGUUAUUGACACUGUCUUAUUUGGCAGGAUUAUGGGGAAUGAGCACUUGAAAUUCAGAUACUACUUAAAAUUUUUGUAUUACAGCAGAACUGUAACACACAGCCUAACAAGUGUGGAAAGCAGUUUUCAGCAGCAAGUAUUUGUGGUUUCAUGAAACCACCUGGUAUUGCUUACACAGCAGCAUUAUUGUGAAAGCUCUGCCAAACGUGCAGCUGCAUGAAUCCUGGAUCCAAUUGAUUGAUUGAUUGAUUGAUUGAUCAAUCAAUCGAUCAAUGAAUUAAUCAAAUGGAUCCAGUCCACAUGCAACUGCACCUUUGAUCACUUAAUCAACUGGAUCCAGGACACAUCCAGCUGUCCCUUUGGAAGAGCUUGCACACCAAUGAUGCUGUGUGAGCAAUAGCAGGUGGAGUCAUGAAACCAUAAAUAUUUGGACAUUGAUGCCAUUAAAUGCUGGAGUGCAUUCACUUCUCGAUCCAAGUGUACCCAGGUUGGACCACAACAAGCUAAAGCAAGCUAUAAACCAGGUGCAUGAAAAAUAAGGGGAACUGAGGGGCUAGAUUUUUGUUGUUAUUUAAAACUGCAUGAAGCUGAUAGACAAUGAAGUCAGGAAAAACAGGGGAAGUGAACUUGUCUACUGUCAUUCAGAACACCAUCUCAUUUUCAUUGGUGCUCAAGUAGCUGGUGCUGGCAACUGCUGGUAGCUUGCUGAAACAGGCCAAGUCCUGUUUAGUGCUAAUUUCUAUAAGUACACUCAGGCCACAGCCCAUACCUAGCCUGCCUAAUGAACUUGAUCCACGCAGGGGAACUGGGAUGACAAAGCCAUUCCUGGAAAGUUGGUUGCCCUGCCUCUCCCUCACUUGUUGAAUAUACACAUGCAUGCCUGUGCUACGUAAUCAUGGAAGUAAUAAUUAAAGGUCUCAUAAGAGUAGAAUUUUGGGCCAUUGGUGAUGCAUGCUUGACUAUGAUGAAGUGCAACAGAUAGGACAAACGAAGGCGAGAAGAAUGGUACAAGCUCUACUAACUACUGUGAGCAUUUAUUGGAAAAUUUCACAGUAGCAGCACAGUGCGCACUUGUGCCCUAAACAUUCUAAAACCAGCAACUAAAGCUUGUCCCAUUUGGGUUGCCUUCCUUUGUCCCAUCUAUAGCGCUUCACUGUAGACUAAGGUCUCAUGUUUGCCGAGACCCUUGUAUGGGCACAAUUUUAGCCUGGUUGGGUCACAUCGCUACAGAUCUACAGUUUGCAUCAUGCACUAUACACUGUAUGGUCCCCACAAUUUAAGCACAUAGGCUAGGCUUCAUAUUACACAUACAAAAAUUUUUUUUCCCCUCCUAUGCCCACCUGUACAGUUGCACAAGUGGUGGUAAAUCAUUGCUGAUCGUCGACUUAUAGAAGGGGAAAAAAUUUUCAAUUCUCAUCCUUGGCCGCUCAUCACAACAGACAGCAUUAAUGACGAAAUUAUUUUCAUUGGUUUGUUUUAAAUGUGCAUAACUUGUAGUCUGUUUUUUGUACUGUGACAUCUGUUCACAUGUUCUUGUAGUGACCAGAAUUGACUGCGCAGUAUUCUUUUUAUUCAGUACAUAUCUUGUCAAAGAAACAAUAAUGUGCACAUUCCAUUCCAUGUAUGUUCCGAUGUACUGCAGGCAAAACAACAACUGCAGCAGUAAAGAGUUUUAGCUUGUCCGUAAACAUAUUAGCGAUUGCAGAUUACCAGGUUACUGGAGUACCAGGUAUACAACAGCAACAAUGCUGGUAACAACAUUUAUGACACCGAGUUUAACCAGAGAGCACACCAAGCUUAUAAUGCAGUGAUCUAUUACAUUCUACUUAAGAGGAAGCUUUAGCUCAGGCCCAACUCCCGACGCGGCCUAUUCAAAUACAUCUAAAACGCAAAAACGUUUUUCUGAUGUAAUCCCUGGACGGAUUUUAAUGAAAUUUGUUGCAUUUGAGAAAGUUAAAUUCUAGUGACUGUUGGAAGCGGGAUUUCGAUUUAGGGCCUAAAUUUUGUUAAAGUGAUUUUCAAAUAUUAGAAAGCUUGAAAACAUAGAAGCACGAAGUUUACAAAAUAAUAGCUCUGCAUCAAGAACAGAUAUCACCAUUCUGUAAACGGUAUCCACUAGGUCACUGAAAGUGGACAAAUUUGAUAUGUCAUUUUACAUCUUACCUGAAUUUGUUACGUUGUGUACAAGGGUUCUGCAAAAGCUUGAUUUCCAUAUUACAAAAUUUUUUAGGAUUUAUGUAUAACAUAUCAAUUUUGCCCGAUUUACAUGUACUAUUAGAUACAAUCCACAUAACUGUGAUAUCAUUUUUUGAUUGCCGAGUUACAGUUGUAAACUUUAUAGUUUUGUUUUCUUAAACUUUGCGAUUUUCGCCAAUCUUUUAUCAAAAUGUGAUCACCUAAAUCAAAAAUUUGAAAUCAACAGUCGCUAGAUUUUACUUUUUUCUUUUAAAUGCAACAAACGUCGUCAAAUUUGGUGCAGUCGUUGCCGAGAAAAAUGAAUUCUCCUUUUACAUGCAUUUAGAUAGGAGCACCCGAGCUAAAGCUUCCUCUUAGCUGCUGUUUUAAAGCAUUGGUAGUGAUUAGUGAUUUAAUCAUUAACAUGCAGUGCUUUUAUGAUUUUCCUUCAAGAAUGCUUACAGAACAUAAGAAUGUUUCAAAUGUAUUGCAAUUGCACGAAGCGUCACAAGAUGUUGCUACCAGCUCUGCUAUAGCCCAUCUACACUGCAUUAUUCUUAAACAGCUGAGCAUUUGUAACUGUGUUGUGAUAAGCUUGGCUCUAAACAGAACCACAAAUAUAAAUAGUGAGUUUCCCUGCGUGUGUACUGUGUUCGUAGCAUUCUGUGCUUUCUAAUUUGAAGCAAGGUAACAUGGCUCCAGUAAUCCGGUAAUGCGGAGAUGGUAACAAGUUUACAGAUAAGUUCAAACUCUAUUGUUGUCUUUUUGCAGUGUCUUUAUCAAGUGCUUAUUGUGCUUGGCAGCAGUGCAAGAAACUAGGAAUAUGUUGUGGCAGAGGAAGCUGUUGGUUUGAGUCAUGACUAUGGAUUUGUGCAUCUGCUUUUUCAUUGAUUCGCAAAAUCCCAUUGCUAAAGUAAUCUCACUGCAUCUAACUGCCAUGCCAUGUUUAGGCAGUGAAUUCUUGUCAUAAGGUGCUUUGACAUACACUUCCUAUCUCAAAAUGUCAUGCAGCAACAUGAACACUGGUUGCAAGCUGUGUUGUGAUAAGCUGGGCUCUGUACAGAAACUUAAAUAUAAAUAGUAACUUUGCACAGGUGUAUACUCUGUUCACAGCAUUCUGUGCUUUUUAAGAUGAAGCAAUGUGAUUUUCACUAUUUAUUGCAGAGUCCCCACUUUAUGCACAUUUGCAUGUUCUUUUACGGUGUAAACACAUUGCUGAAUUAUACUCGUCAUUGUACACCACAGCUUAAUCCAAAGUUCUCAUUGGAAGCACAGAUGGCUUGUAUAUAGAACAGGCAUAUGACUUGGUAUUGAUUAGUUGCUUGAUGUGGAGGAACAAAAAGAUUUGUUUAGCAGCUGCAGGUACAGUUCAUUUUAAUAAAGGCAUGUAUUCAUGUACCA
Messenger RNA from Dermacentor andersoni, 5981 nucleotides. Its product is annotated as rhotekin-2-like. The record is from RefSeq and is a predicted model, not a curated record. Lineage: Eukaryota; Metazoa; Arthropoda; Arachnida; Ixodida; Ixodidae. Gene Ontology annotation, biological process: mitotic cytokinesis; septin ring organization; signal transduction. Gene Ontology annotation, cellular component: actomyosin contractile ring.